Thamnophis elegans (Western terrestrial garter snake) is the source of this 2303-nucleotide messenger RNA. Its product is annotated as CMP-N-acetylneuraminate-beta-galactosamide-alpha-2,3-sialyltransferase 2-like. Gene Ontology annotation, molecular function: beta-galactoside (CMP) alpha-2,3-sialyltransferase activity. The coding region runs from base 803 to 1777 and encodes 324 amino acids. The transcript has 8 exons. The record is from RefSeq and is a predicted model, not a curated record. NCBI's taxonomy places the organism in Eukaryota, Metazoa, Chordata, Lepidosauria, Squamata, Natricidae.
UCAAACACGUUUCCUUUUUAAUUGCUUAAACCCGAUCUGUUUUGUUUUGUUUUUCCGUUUUGAAAAUGUGCAUUCUCUUCCUAAUAUGGUCGGGGUUAGACUGCUGAAACUUUAUUUCUUUAUUUUUGCAAAUUUUCUCCUCUAGCUAAAAUACCAGAAUCUGUAAAUUGUAGCCUAUGACUGGAGAAGAUUAAGAUCUUUUAUUAAAAAAAGGAGAACAAACAAGAAAGGGUCAAAACAUUUAUAGAAACAAAAGUACUAUUUGUUGGCAUGAGGUCUCCAUGUAGGAAAUGCAGCUUGCAACACAAUCGUUACUGACUAUCAAAGGUGACACCAGCCAGAGCAUAGAAUAAUUCAAAGAAGUAGUGCAAGAUUUACAUGACAUGGAUAGCCCACCUGGCCCAUAGAAUUGCCACAAAUUGGACAUGGCUGAAUGGAUAACAUCAUAAACAACAACAACAACAACAACAACAACAACAACCCACUUCUGUACUUAUUCUCAACUGUAAAUCUCACAGAAUUCAGUAGAGUUGAGUCCCAGCUUGUGUGUUUCAGCAUUCUGAAGAUAUGGCGUCUCACUAUAAGUAUCUACCAGCAGAAUGCUACAAUCUAGUUUGGUUUUUCUUGGUCUUGAAGUUCUGAAUAGCAAGACAUCCAGUAUAGUGAGACUUUGUCUACUUUGAAAACAAUCUAAUAAUACCCGAAUAAAGGAUUUAGUUGCAAUUAUAUCACCCAGCGUGAUGAUUUUUUUCUGUCAAAGAUGUCUAAACUAGGAAUUUAAACUGAACUGAUGGAGUGAACAAUGAUGUGUAAAAAGCAGCUGUGGAUAAUUCUGGCACUGUGCUUUGCACUUUCCAUCUGGAAGAUGUAUAUUUCUGUUUCAUCUGUGUCCAAAAGUCUUGAUGAGUGGCUGCAACAAAAUUCAUUAAUGGAAGAAGAAAUGUGUUACCAUAACAAAUGUAUUGGCCUAAGCAGUUGGGAUUGGUUUUGUGAUCACUUUGAUGCCUCGGUAAACUGCCUACUGACUCUUGAAAACUCUGAUAUUCCACCAGAAGUUCUUCAGUGGUGGCUGAAGCUACAAAGAUCAAAAGAUGGCAGCCAAAUUCAGAAGAUGGUAAAAUAUCUGUUUGACCUCCUUCAAUCACCCACUGCUAAAACUCAGGAUAUUGUUCAUUGUGGAACCUGUGCUGUGGUGGGAAACUCAGGAAGGCUGAGGGGCUCUAAAUAUGGAAAGAAGAUAGAUUCUCACAAGUUUGUGAUGAGAAUGAACACUGCACAGGUUACAGGUUUUGAGGAAGAUGUUGGCACACGAACCACACACCAUUUUAUGUACCCAGAAAGUGCGAUGAAUCUCCGUCCUAAUGUACAUCUUGUACUAAUCCCUUUCAAACCUCUGGAUCUCAAAUGGUUGGCCAGUGCUCUUUCAACAGGAGAUAUUCAGCAAACAUACAGAAAAGUUAGACGAUUUAUUAAAGCCGACAAAAGUAAGAUUCUAAUAAUUCACCCUGGUUUCCUGAAAUAUAUCCACGACAAAUGGACACGGCAUCAUGGAAAGUAUCCUUCCACUGGGUUGAUUGCACUGAUGUUUGCCAUUCAUACCUGCACACGGGUUUCUGCCUUUGGCUUUGGUACAGACAUCUAUGGGAAUUGGCAUCACUACUGGGAAGACAACCUUUACGCAGGAGCCUUUCGCAAGUCUGGAGUACACAAUGGCACUGUUGAGCUACAACUCAUUGAAAGGCUGACCAUUGAAGGCAAAUUGGAAUUCUAUAAGUAGUUUAUACUUUAUACUAUGCGUCUAAGCUUGCUGAAUCAGAUUGAAAUAGGGAUAAUGCCUUCCCAAAAUGUCUUACAAUCUUACAGUUGUUCACAUUAAGAUUUUUUUUUUAAUUCCAUCUGUUCCGGUUUCAAAGAAAAGCAAAAUGAGAAUAAAACACAAGAAGAUGAGACAUUUCAGUUCAUUUCCUGCACCAAAUAUUAAAAACAUGAGUAACAUGGUUCUGCUUUUCUGAAUUUAUGUAUUUUAGAACAAUGGAGACUAUAAGCACUAUUUGUUACUACCUUCAGCUUUUGCUUCCUUCUCUGAGUAUGAAACCAUAGACAGAACAAUUCAGAUUUACUAGCUGUGUUUUUGACAGCAGAAGAAAUUGGGAGCAUUAAAAGAAACAUAUUUCUGAUUAUUUUCAGAAUAGGUGUUUGAAUGUGAAAUAUAUCUUUGAAUUUGAAAGUUAGGCUUUUUCAUAACUAAUUUGGUGUUUCCCCUUCCCUCCAUCACAAUUUAUAAAUCAAGUUCUCAAUAAAUU